AUGGAGGACCAGAAAAGCCAGGAUCCAGUAGAAGAGCUCAUUAUCAACUACAAUGAGCUGAACAGUUCCGUCAUCGAGGAGCUCAGCGAGGAGCCGAGUCCGCUCGAAUUCAUGAGAUUUGUGGCCCGGAACACGCCGUUCGUCGUAAGAGGCGCAGCAGCCGACUGGCGAGCAACUCGCACAUGGAAUGUCAACUUCUUGAAGGAACUGCUCGACGAUGAGGCCGUCAACGUUGCGGUCACGCCUGCUGGCAACGCCGACGCCCCAACCCCUUUCACCUCCCCUGACGGUACUACCACGCUAGUCUUCGCCAAACCCCACGAAGAAGACCAGCCCUUCGGCGCCUUCCUAGACUACCUCAUCGCGCAGGAACAACACUCACGGCGCCUCCCCGCGUCGCAGGCCUCUUCUUCCCCAUCACGCCGCACUCCAGCCCGAGCCCCCACCCGCAGAAGCGCAGAAGAGUCGCAGCGGGAAGAGAUCCGCUACGCCCAGACCCAGAACGACAACCUCCGACACGAGUACCGCGCCCUGUUCGCGCACGUGCCGCCGUCCAUCCCCUUCGCCCGCAUCGCGCUGGCGCGCGAGCCCGAGGCGAUCAACCUGUGGAUCGGCAACUCGCACUCGGUGACGGCGCUGCACAAGGACAACUACGAGAACGUCUACGUGCAGAUCGCCGGGCAGAAGCACUUUGUCCUGCUGCCGCCCGUGUGCCAUGCUUGUGUGAACGAGACGGCGUUGAAGCCGGCUCAUUACCGGAGGAGUAGCGUGGGCAGAAGAUCCUCAGAGGGUGAGGACGAGCGGGACAGAAGGGAAGAUGAGCAGGCGGGAGGAGGAAGUUUAGGAGGGGCAGGGCUAGAGUUAGUGGUGGAGGAGGGGGAGGAAGAGGUCCCCUUUGCGGUGUGGGAUCCGGAUACGCCCGAGGAGAACUCGACGCCGUAUUCUGCGCUCGCGCAACCGAUGAGGGUUACGUUGAACCCGGGGGACAUGCUGUAUCUGCCUUGCAUGUGGUAUCACAAAGUUGCGCAGAGUUGCUCGCCUGAGGGGGUGUGCAUCGCCGUCAACUACUGGUAUGACAUGGACUUCACCGGACCUCUAUAUCCCUUGAGCACAUUUGUCAGAUCGGUAUCUAAUAGGAGAGACAUGGCGCUCUAA
This is a messenger RNA of Chaetomium strumarium, 1155 nucleotides long. Its product is annotated as cupin-like domain-containing protein. Gene Ontology annotation, molecular function: 2-oxoglutarate-dependent dioxygenase activity. The transcript is spliced from 4 exons. Lineage: Eukaryota; Fungi; Ascomycota; Sordariomycetes; Sordariales; Chaetomiaceae. The record is from RefSeq and is a predicted model, not a curated record. Bases 1 to 1155 code for a protein of 384 amino acids.